GUUACCGUCAAUUUUCACGGGUCCGUUUCUCCUCUUUCUUCUCUUCCUUUUACGCGGUGUCGGAGUUCGGACGCAUGAAGCGUGGCAAUUUCCAACUGCCCAAAUAACUGUCAUUCUCACGGGAGCAAUUCCCUCCUAGUUUCUCAAUUCUUUUUUACAUUUCCUUGUACCAGCUCCACCGUCACCUCCGUUCACGACAAUUCUGACCGGAACCGCUCACCGGAGCUCGGCCUGAAGCCGCACAGGAUGAAGCAGCUGCACAAGCAAGCGAGCGUGAACUACCGUCGGGACGAGGAGAUGCCGGGGAAUCAAUACUCGCCCAAGACACUCAAACACCCUAGAUCUCUUCCCAGAUCCAUCAACUACCUCUUCCGCGAGCAGCGCCUCCUCUUCGUCCUCGUCGGAGUUCUGAUCGGCUCUACUUUCUUCAUCCUCCAGCCCACUCUCUCCCGCCUCGGCCCUUCUGAGGCUCGCACUGCCGUCACCAGUUCCUUGUCCGGCUCUUCUUCUGUCGUUCAGUCCUCCAACCGCGGAUCUCAGGGCAUAUUCCAGAGGAGGUCGGUCUCCGGCCGGGUACCUGCGGAUCUCGGCCGACGGAGGUUGAGGAUUGUGGUUACCGGUGGAGCUGGAUUCGUCGGCAGCCAUCUGGUGGAUAAGUUGAUUGCCCGCGGCGAUGAGGUAAUUGUGAUUGACAAUUUCUUCACGGGGAGGAAGGAUAAUUUGGUUCAUCUGUUCGGGAACCCUAGAUUCGAACUCAUUCGUCACGAUGUUGUGGAGCCUAUACUGUUGGAGGUAGAUCAGAUCUAUCACUUGGCUUGCCCUGCAUCUCCGGUUCAUUACAAGUACAAUCCCGUCAAGACAAUCAAGACAAAUGUGAUGGGAACGCUGAAUAUGUUGGGUUUGGCCAAGAGAGUGGGUGCCAGGUUUCUGCUGACAAGUACCAGUGAGGUCUAUGGUGACCCGCUUGAGCAUCCACAAAAGGAGACUUAUUGGGGAAACGUUAAUCCGAUUGGUGAGAGGAGCUGUUAUGAUGAAGGGAAACGAACAGCAGAGACAUUGACCAUGGAUUACCACCGAGGUGCUGGUGUUGAGGUGCGUAUUGCUCGCAUUUUUAACACCUAUGGACCUCGCAUGUGUUUGGACGAUGGACGUGUUGUCAGCAAUUUCGUGGCUCAGGCCAUCCGCAAACAACCAAUGACUGUGUAUGGCGAUGGGAAGCAAACAAGGAGCUUCCAAUAUGUUUCUGACUUGGUAUGGCUUACUGUUAUCUAAUACUUUGAAACAGAUACUCUUCUUCGAACAUGCAAAGCAACUUUCAAAAUUUUCUGAAACUUGCAGAACAUGUGAAUGCGUAAGAAGCCAUUGGUCAAUGUUAGCAGAUGUGCAUUUGAACACUCAGGGUAGUUGAAUAGGUCUUCGAUCCGGGUCAGUGACAGGAAAUCAAACCCUCAUGGAUUGUCAGUUUGUCAACCUUAGGGCGCAUGCCAAGCAAUCAACUUCCGAUGUCUAUGCAUCAAAUCGGUCGUUACACAGACGUAAAAUAAUUGCUGGAUUCCCGCUGACUUUUCUCUAGCUUGACAUACUACAUGAUGGACUUUCUGAGAUGCUAAGUAUCAAUGUCUCAGACUUAGUGAGUUGCUAUGUUAGUUGUGCGACCCUAACAUAGGAGGACUAGUGGGCCACAAUGUUUGCAAACUUGAGUGAGGGAGAGAUAGCUGCAGUGGCAUUGUUGUGGCAGAGUGUAUCAGUUGUUUGUCACUGUGGGGAGCAACUUUGACAUUGUUGUCAGCGCCUUACAGCUGCUGCUCAUUUGAAUG
This is a messenger RNA of Linum tenue, 1817 nucleotides long. The record is from the annotation of a GenBank genome assembly. NCBI's taxonomy places the organism in Eukaryota, Viridiplantae, Streptophyta, Magnoliopsida, Malpighiales, Linaceae.